GUAGCUCUGCUAUUAAAUAGUAAAGUAAUAGUGAGUAUGAAGCAUACAUUAAGAGGUACAUAUAUAAAGGGUAUUCAAGCGUCAGCAUAUUAGCAUCCGAACUCCUGUCCCAUAUUUUAUUAACUGAUGAAAUAUUAACUUUACACUUCAAUAACCUCGUAAUAACAUUUUUUAGCUUUGUACCGUGACCAUAACGAUAGGUAACGAUCAAGACCACUGACUAUAUAAAAACUCAUAUAGUGUUGCUCUUGUUUAUGAUCGUUAUACAUUGAAGUGUCGAGUUAUUUAUAUAAUUGUAAUAGUUUUAAUGUAUUUGUCUCAUGAUUUCGCGUUAAAAGUUGACUGUAUGAAAAGAAACCUUAUUUCUGUAAAUGGCCAAAGGUAUAUUGUAUAUGCCGAUAUGCCAAUAAAUCUGAAACUGAAGCCCCACUUUGAUUAUACAAGCCAUGAUGAUUAUAGCCUUUGUACGAUAGAUUUUUCAUUUACGUUAACGCAAGGUCUAUCAUUGUACUUACGUUAUAUACGGCUGUGUAGUAAACGUAUUAUCCCAAAUUUUUAUUUUAUAUAAAUACGUUUGCUGAGGUACUAGUUUGAUUUACUGUUUUGAGAAUUUUACCAUCUUACAUUUCCAGUUUGUAACAGCACCGUAUACAUAUCUCUAUUCAGAAUGUUACAUUUGGUUUGCCGCACAUGUAACUGAUGAAAAACGUGACCAAGAUCAAUUCAUUUCAUUAUUUUAUUUGGCAUAAACAAAUGAAUGUUCAUCGCCAAAAGAGUGGCGUACAACACAACGUCUAUUCUAGAGAUUGCAUUUCAUUUUGAUGCAUUAUAUAUAUAUAUAUAUCUAUAUAAAUCUAUCUAUUUACCUAUAAAAUCACCAUUUAUGUCAUUGCUCCUAGUAGUCAUGUGCCUCUCUUCAGGGAGUGUGACGACAUCAUUUUCCCUAUAUAUUCUAUAUAAAGCCGCCAUCUUGGUCUCGGAGGAGGGAAUUUUCUCCACUAAUUUUUUAAUCAAUUUAACGUAAUUAAAACCGUCUGCUAUUUUAAUUAAACAUUUGAAUUGUGUAUGUAUAAGACAACAAAGGUGAAUUACUAUUAUUUAAUGUAGACAAUAUGGUCACUCUGUGUUUAAAAUAAAGAAAAAGAUAAAAUGCUAAUUGACAUUCCACAGUGUGCAAAAUAACAUUUUUUUAACUUAACAGCGAUAGUUUAACGCUCAAUUAGUCAAUAAUGUAAACAUACUACAGCUAUAAAACGACUGACUCACUGUAUGACACAGAGAACGAAACGGUUCGCCAAUUUAGUUUCUACAUUUUAAACUUUCCAUUUGCAAGUCAAUUUAACCAUUAAACUUAUUUAAAUGAUAUUAUAACAAAGGUAAAUCGUUCGAUUUUAAUGCGGUUGAUAAUUAAUUUCGUCUUGAUUUAAUUUAAGUCGUUAUUUUGUGUGUUUUAUAGAGAUUCGCCCGUUGUUCUAGUAUAAUUGCAACCGAGUAAAAUACUAAAUAUAGCAACGAGUAUCGGAAAACCCGAGGUUAUAAAUAGUACCCAUAUUAGGCGUGGGUUACCGCAGUUAGUAGAUAAAACAGCGCGCCAACCCGUUCUCGCCGUUAAAUGCCAUACUAUUAAGUCAAAAUUAACAUUAUUCAUGGGGUUUCUUGUAUUAUAACGAAGUGAAAAGUUACCUUUUAUAAACAUUUCAUAAUUAAACCUCUCAUCAAUUAAGCAUCGAAAUGAGACAUUCUUCUAUAUGAUUUAUAUUAUUUAAAUUACCACCAGUUGGACGAUUUAUGUUUACACUGAAAUGUCACUGGCGCACGCUUAAUAUUUUGAAAAUCAAUAGGUGUUCUUCAUCAGUUAAUAACAUUUUCCGAAUAAUUCAUGUUUAUGUCACACGGAAAGAAUAAAAGACUGUAUAUUUGGAAAAUCGACAAAUAUUUUACAGGGAGAGCUGCUUAGAGGUUCAGUUGAAGGCGUAUAUUGACGUCAAGCAGUCAACAUGAAAUUUUGUUGCCCCGAGUGUGAUUACAAAACAGACAAAAAGAGCGAACUACUAAAACAUCAGCGCUCUGACAAUCACUUGGAAAAGUUCAACUGUAAUAUAUGUGGAAAAGUAUUCACAAGGAAGGAUAAUUUAGACAGACAUGUUUACAAGCACCGAAACGAAAACAGUUUUCAUUGCUCAGAAGGUGGAUGUGCAUUUAGCCGGGAAGACAAUCUUUUCAGACAUUUGCGAGACAAAGAUCAAGUUGGUAGCGGUCGUAAGCGGGCAGGAACAUCCACUUCAGAAGCAUCAGCUCCAAAACAUAGAAAACUUACUAAUGCCAAGGAAUACUACAAUCUGCGUAAAGUCAACGAAAGGAUAAUAAAAAAGUUUAGGACCAAAUCAUCGACAUACAAGGCCACAUUCAAGAACUUGGAAGUUGUGGAAUUACAAGACAUUUUAACUACGUUACAGGCAUUGUUUUCUUCCAUAUUUAAUGAGGUUACAAAAGGGAGUAAGUCAAAUUAUCUCGUUCGAAUUAUUGUGCAAAGUCCAACAUUGGAUUACCCUAUAGUUAUUCCAUUCGGACCUGUAACUGUCUUAACGGCUGAUCGUUUUCUUCAGGAAGUGGAACGUGUUUUACAGUCAAAUGAGGACUAUGUUAUCAAUGAGAGUUUGGAGUUCGAAAUAACAUUAGUAGACAUGCCAAGCGGUGGAACAAGAAAACGUUGCAAAUUUGUGAACAAUGACAGAUUUUUACUGGAAAAGAAAUGUAUUAUUCGGAUUAAAAACUCUGACAAUUUAUGCUGUGCAAGGGCCAUAGUAACAGCAAUGGCCAGAAUUGAUAAACAUGAAAAGUGGGAGAGCAUUAGAAAGGGUUACGAACCGCAGGGUGACCUAGCUAGAGCUUUACAUAAAGCUGCAAGCGUGAAGGAAGGCCAGUGUGGAAUAGAAGAAAUCAAACAAUUUCAAACAGUACUGGAGGGAUACCAGCUACACGUUCUCUCUAAAGAACAUUUUAAUGCUAUGAUUUAUACUGGAACAGAAGCGGAAAACAAAAUAUAUUUAUAUUAUCACGAGGCCCAUUACGAUGUCAUCACGUCAAUGUCCGCGUUUUUGACACGAAAUUACUUCUGCACUACGUGUAAUAGAGGGUACGACCAUAAAGACAAACAUGCUUGUAACAACAUCUGCUCUUCUUGCCGAAAAGUACACGAGAGGAAUGAUCUGGACGACUGGAUACAUUGCCAAAUAUGUAACAGAUACUUUCAGGGAGAGGUGUGCUUUGAUCUCCACGCAACGAUUACCUAUAAAGGUAAUUCAAUCUGUAAGACUUAUUACAGGUGUGCUGAAUGUAGUACGACAAUCAACAGAAAAAUGCAUAAGAAAGAACACGUUUGCGGGGAACGAUAUUGUGACACUUGCAAAAUCUUCGUCAGUGAAACGCAUCAAUGUUUUAUGUUGCCUGAAGAAACCGCGGAUGAUAUGCCAAUGUCGAUUGAAGAAGAACUUAUAAAUGAUGAGGAAACUGCUAAAACGUUCAUCUUCUUCGAUUUUGAGUGCACACAAGAGAACAUGGUAGCCUGUCGUAAAGGAUAUCUUCCCGACUCAUCUGGAAUUUGUUCCAACUGCAGCAAAACAAUGUGUGGUUCUCUCGAGCAUUUGCCCAACCUGUGUGUGGCUCACAAAGUAUGUACAAAAUGUAUACAGCACGAUGUCACCAACACAAGCCAAUGUAACAACUGUGGUAAAAAUGAACAUAUUUUCAAAGGAAGCUUAGACGACUUUUGCUUGUGGCUUUUUUUCAAAAGAUAAUUUUAAAACCACAGUGAUUUGUCAUAACUUUCAAGGAUAUGACUCAUAUCCUAUUCUUCAGUAUCUAUACCGAAAUGCCAUCGUUCCUAAGAUUGUUCCAAAUGGAGCAAAAGUGGUGAGUCUUGUUGUAGAGUCAUGCAAGGUUAGAAUGAUUGAUUCAAUCAAUUUUAUACCCAUGGCACUGGCAAAACUACCAGCUAUGGUUGGCAUUGAAGAAUUGAAAAAGGGUUACUUCCCACACCUUUACAAUCGAAUGGAAAACCAAGGAGCAGUGCUUGAUUGCUUACCAGAUGUACAAUAUUACAACUACGACUCGAUGAAGCCAUCAGACAGAGAAGUAUUCUUGAAAUGGUAUGAAGAAAACAAAGACAAGCUAUUUAACUUUCAGUCGGAAUUGUUGGAGUACUGUAGAUCUGACGUAGAUAUACUUAGACGAGGUUGUUUAACCUUUCGGGAUAACUUCAUGAGCAUAACAAACAUGGAUUCAUUCGAGCAAUGUAUUACAAUAGCCUCUGCGUGUAAUUUAGUUUUUAGAACUAACUUUUUAGAACAAGAUUCUAUCGGCAUUAUUCCAUAUCACGGGUAUAAACCGGAACAAAUGCAAUCAGUUAAAGCAUUGCAGUGGAUUAAAUACCUGUCGCGUACCCAUGGUCACCAGAUUCAACAUGCCAGGAACGGCGGUGAAAAGUGCAUAGGACCAUACAUGGUUGAUGGUUACUAUGAGACUAUCGGGGGCGAAAAGGUCGUAUUAGAAUUUCAUGGAGAUUUUUGGCACGGAAAUCCGACAAAGUACUCAAGUUCUACAGUGAAUCCGGUGAGAAAACUAACCAUGGGUGAACUCUACCAGAGGACACUUGAUAAAAAGAAAUAUUUAGAGGAAAAUGGCUCUACGUAUGUAUCAAUAUGGGAGUCAGAAUUUGACCAGCAGGUAAUCGGAGAUCCUGUAAUGGCGGAAUUCAUCAAAAACUGUCAAACUGUCAAAACCUUUGCAGCCGAGAGACGCGUUCUUCGGAGGACGUACAGAAGCAUUUACACUCUACAAAGAAGCUUCAUCAGUAGAGACAAUCCAGUACUACGAUGUCACAUCUCUUUAUCCUUUCAUCAACAAAACCGGAAAAGUACCAUUGGGUCAUCCUACCAUCAUCACAGAAAAUUUUGAAAGCCUUGAAAACUACGAAGGUCUUGUUAAAUGCAAAGUCAUUUCGCCACGUCAGCUGUUCCACCUUGUUCUACCAUGCAAGGUCAACGGUAAGUUGUUAUUUCAUCUGUGUAAAUCGUGUGCUGAAGUCAAAAAUAAAGAUAUGUGUAUUCAUACAGAUGAACAACGAUCUUUUGAGGGAACGUGGGUGACAGAUGAACUAAAAAAAGCCAUUGAAAAAGGCUAUCAAAUCGCGAACAUCUAUGAAGUCUGGCACUUUGAGAACGUGUCGCAAUACGAUCUAUGAUACUAUGAAAGGAGGAGUAUUUGCUGAGUAUGUAAAUACCUUCUUGAGACUGAAGCAGGAAGCUAGCGGUUGACCAUCAUGGUGUACAACAGAAGAACUAAAACACAAGUAUAUUACACAAUACCUUGAAAAGGAGGGUAUCUGGCUUGAUAACGAAAACGUACGAAAAAAUCCCGGCAUUAGCCUUAGCAAAGUUGAUGCUGAAUUCGUUUUGGGGUAAGUUUGGACAACGUUCAAACAUGUCACAAGUUGAAAUCAUCGACGAUCCUGCCGUUUAUUUCGAUAAAUUGACCAGUGAAAAAGAAGAAGUCACCUGUGUUAAUUAUGUAUCAGACGACUUGGUUGAAAUGAGAUGGAAAUAUAAAGACGAUUUUGUGGACAUUAACGCAAAAACAAAUGUCAUUAUAGCUGCUUAUACGACUGCCCAAGCCCGUCUAAAACUGUACAGUUACUUAGAGCCUUUAGCUGAAAGGGCAUUGUACGCGGACACAGAUUCGGUUAUAUUUGCCACAAAAGAGGGUGAAUGGGUACCUCCCCUGGGUGAUUAUCUCGGCGAUCUUACUGACGAAGUUCCAGGAAACGCUAUAAUAACUUUCAUUACUGGAGGUCCAAAAAACUACGCAUUUCGCUUGAAAACGCAGGAUGGAUCUGGAAAACAAACACAUUGUAAAAUCAGAGGAAUCACACAUAGUUACAGAAAUUUACAAACCAUCAAUUAUGAUGUAAUGAAGACAAUGGUACUUGAUAGUUCCGAAGAAUCAAUAACAGUUAAGGAUCCUUUCAAAAUUAGUAGAGACAGAAAUAGUACAAAACUUUUAACUAUGUCACAAAACAAAAAUUACAGACUAGUGUUUGACAAGCGAGUCAUUCGUGAAAACUUUAUCUCUUAUCCAUAUGGAUUUUAACAGAUAUAAAGACAAUAUUGGUUGUACUGAACAUUGGCAAAAUAGACUAUUUCCCAGUUGAAUGAACAAUGUGUUUUUUGAGCGUUAUCAAAGACGAAUGGAUUAAGUGUAAUUGCAAAUAAAAGAUUUCAGUGGUGUGCAAUUAAAGAUUAUGAAGUAUAUGGAACUUUCUUUCUAUGUAAAUAGUUUUCACAUAUAUUGUACAUUAAGCUGUUAUAGUUGUGUAUCGUAGUCCUAAUAAAAAGAAUAGAAAAUG
Mercenaria mercenaria is the source of this 6403-nucleotide messenger RNA. RefSeq names its product zinc finger protein 624-like. The transcript has 3 exons. The record is from RefSeq and is a predicted model, not a curated record. NCBI's taxonomy places the organism in Eukaryota, Metazoa, Mollusca, Bivalvia, Venerida, Veneridae. The coding region runs from base 1998 to 3797 and encodes 599 amino acids.